Messenger RNA from Miscanthus lutarioriparius, 3060 nucleotides. Lineage: Eukaryota; Viridiplantae; Streptophyta; Magnoliopsida; Poales; Poaceae. The record is from the annotation of a GenBank genome assembly.
AUGGCAGGUCGAGGGCAUGAGGAUUUGAGAAGGGUGGUGGAGAUGCUGCGUCUAGAUCGCAUGGAGGAGCAGUUCCGGCUGCUGCGCGCCAGCACCCUGCUUGCGGAGCUCCGGUCCGCCGUCUCGCUCGUCCAGACCCACGACACGGUCUCCAGCGGGUCCAGCAGCAGCCUGAAGCUCAUCUUCUGCGUCCGGUCUCUGGCCGCUCCGUUGCGCGACCUGCUGGAAGCAGUGCUGCAGCACACGGAGGUGGGAGCCCGGGUGCGAAGAGCGGCAGGAGAGGAAUGGCGUCAGGGAUGGCCUCGAGAGCCAAUGGUGGGGAGAUCGGAGCUGCUGGAGAAGAUGGUUGGCACAUUGCUCAGCGACAGGACUGGCUACCGUGCGCUGCUGAUGGUGCCCAUCGUCGGGGGUCCUGGUGUUGGGAAGACCCGCAUCGCCAAGGCCAUCCUGGACGAUGCCAGGAUCAAGCACAGGUUCCCCGUACGCCUCGUGGUGCCAGUCGCGCAGGACUCGUGCCUCGAAAGGAUCCUCAUGCUCAUGGUCUCCCCGGACCGGCGGGCGGACGUCACCUACUCUCUAGAAACUAUGGCGAAGCACAUUGACCGCAAGCUAAGCGGGGGGAGCUACCUGAUUGUUCUGGAUGACGUGUGGAGUGACAACGAAGGCAAGUGGCAGGAAAUAGGCACCGUGGUGAACACCAUGCCUUCCAAUGGCGUCCUGGUCCUCACCACCCGGACCCCCGAUAUCGCAUCCAAGCUUGCCACCAUGGCAGACAUUCCUUAUACCAUCAAGCCCUUCUACCUGCAUCCUCUGGGACAGGAGUUCUCCUCCUCCUUCGUCGACAGAUGGAUAGCUACUUGCCAUGGUGAUUGGCAUGCUGAUGAGCUCAGUUUUCUGCCAACCCUGGAUCUGCAAUUCUGGCAAGGAUUAUUUCUCCAGGACGACAUAGGCGGCGACAAUAGGAUUAUUCAUCCAGACAUGUUCCAGCAGGAGCUACCGUUGUGCAUUGACCUCCUUCCAUCUGACAAGUUCUGGCAGCGAUUCCUGGCGCAUUAUUCUCGUGAUGAAUUCUUCCCGGAUGGAAAUGUACUCUUACAGAGUGCUUCUGCUAGCUACCAACAUCUCCCAGCUGACCUGCAAAGCUGCUUCUUGUAUUGCUCAGUCUUCCCUUCAGACUACGACUUUGAUGUCGAAGAGUUGGCGGAUCUUUUAGCAGCUGAUGGAAACAUACCACCUGUUGUAGCGAAAGCCCAACGGAAAGGAUUCCUGCAGCAGCUCCUAGACGAGUGCUUCUACCCGAUGCAUGGACAUGAAUAUGGAGACAAGCAUACGUUUAGGAUGCACAAGGUGCUGCACAUCUUUGCACAAAACAUGGAUAGGCGAUUCAGCUCAAUUCUAAGGGUUCACCAUGCAAAUCAGGUCACUGAUCCUAAAGUUGAAGCUCAAAGUACUAUUCGACGUAGCUCGUUAAUUGUUCACCCUUUGGCUGCAUCAUUUCCUAGAAGCUUGCUUGCAUGCAAAGAUUUAAGAGCACUGAUACUUCUUCAACAAGGACCAAUGUGCCCACCUGACCAGCUGCGAUGUGAGAUCACUGAGAUACCUCAAGAAUUUCUACAGUCAUUUAAGAGUAUGCAUACCUUGAGUCUCAUAGCUACUAAGAUCAGGAUUCUACCUGCUAAAUUUAUUCAGCCCCACCACAUGAAAUAUCUCAACCUUUCACAAACAGAUAUUGAAAACAUCCCCAGUGCAAUCUCCAGGUUUCCGUUUCUUCAAACACUCAUACUUUCAUACUGUGAUAAACUCCAAAAACUGCAUCCCAACACAACCAAACUGACACUUUUACAGAAGCUGGACCUUGAAGGCUGUUGCAAUCUUAUUGAACUGCCUCGAGACAUGAGUAAAAUGAAGAGCCUUGAAUAUCUAAAUGUUACAGAGUGCUCAUCGCUCACUCAACUGCCGUGUGGGAUGGGCCAACUGAAAAGCCUUCAAAUGUUAUUGGGUUACAUUGUGUCCUACACUGAUGGAAGUUCAAUGUCAGAGUUGCAACCAUUGGCAAACCUCCAUAGGUUAAGUCUGCAAAGCUUAGAAAAGCUCGAGUCGUUUUCAAUCCGGUGGAAUAUGGAUGGCACAAAUAACACUACACUAGCUUAUGCAGUACUUGAAUCUCUCCGACCUCACCGAUGUCUUAAAGCACUGGAGAUCGUUGCGUAUGAAGGGAACUAUCUUCCAUCCUGGAUGACAAGCACUGAACCAUAUCUCGAGUUCCUUGUGGAGGUGAAGCUAAUUAAUUUGAGGUCAUGUGAAACACUAUUGCCUUCACUGGGAUUACUACCAUGUCUGAAGAUUGCUGAAAUAAGUGGAGCUGAAACUGUCUGCAGUGUCAGUGCAAAUAUCUAUGGCCACAGAGGCGCAUUUCGUUCGUUGGAGAAACUAACUUUCUCUUAUAUGCAUAACCUUGAAGUCUGGGAGCAGGCGCAGUGGUCAGGUAUGUUUCCACGUCUUGCAGAAUUGGCAAUCAUCCAAUGCCCCAAAAUGAGAGCAUUGCACAUGGAGCUCCCAUCACUUGAAAAGUUGAUCCUUUGGAUGAACAACAAGGUGCUGUAUAACCAGAAAGGAACCUUGCAAGGUGUGGCUAAGACCCUGGAGCACAUAUCGAUUUCCUUCGGCGAAGAGCUGCUAGCUUCUUCGGGCUGCGAGGCCCUGCAGGAUCUUGAUGAGCUCACAAAGCUGGAGAUAUGUGGGUGUGAAGAGCUGACGUGUCUUCCACAGGGUUUGCAGCGUCUUUCAUCCAUGAGAAGCUUGACGAUUGACAACUGCAGAAGACUGGAGGCAUUACCAGAUUGGCUGGAGAACCUACCUUCUCUUCAAAUCAUACGCUUGUCAGGCUGUCCUCUGUUGCAUUACAUUCCUAGAGGGUUGCAACAACGUCCUGGUGUCAUUAUAUAUGUUGAGGACUGCCCCAAUUUAAUACAAGAUCAUCUUCCCAAUUUCUCAGCACAAUCAUCAGGAGAACCUGUUGGUGCUCGAGUCAACAAGGGGAAAGAAAUCGUCCAAGAUUAG